Molecule: messenger RNA, 603 nt
Organism: Amoebophrya sp. A120
Lineage: Eukaryota; Dinophyceae; Syndiniales; Amoebophryaceae
Source: the annotation of a GenBank genome assembly
UAAAAACCUAUCCCCAGCUCGGCUAGUCGUCCUCAGAAACAUGUCCUAUGGUUAGCUUAAGAAAGAGAGUAGCUUAGUAGUUAGAAGCUGACUAUAGCGGUGUCCUUCUCCUCCUCUUAUAUGAAUUAAGAAUGUCGCGUACUGCUGUCGCGAGUCACAAAUAAAAGUGUUUAGUUUUUCGCUACUCUCGCGCAGCUAGAAGCACAAUUACCCACGUAGCUAUUUCGCGAUGGGAUUUUUUUUGAACUUUACCCCGGCCCUCAUAGUUCGUACUGCUGAUGGUGAGACACAACAAAGGCCAGCCAGUUUCGCACUUUUGAUGGUGCGGGCAAGGUUGGCUGCCAGUGCAGCCAGGCUCAUCGUGGGCUCCGUCUUAUUCUGUUUGCUGUUUCGCAGACAAAACGGAAACGAAAUGAGGUGGCAAGUUCUACAGCAAUAUAUCGAAGCACUGAUGUAUGAUGACAUUGAAAGGCCACUUGCGAUAACAUAUCAAUCGCGCGAGAUCAACAGUGAGGCACCGUGCAAGGAAAUCUAAACUCUCUUGGCCCUACUGAUUUCGGUGGCCAAGUGAAAUUCCGAAGAGGGGCGAGCGGCAAAAACGGG